UCCGUGUCGCGGGAGCUACCCGCCCCCAGCCGCCGCUGUCAAGCCGUUCGCUGGUCUUUGGUCGUCGUGGCAACGCCAGAAUCCCGGGGGCUGGGUCGGUGCCGCCAUCUCUGGAGACGGAGCCGCGGCGCCGGUGGAGCGAUCGAGCGGUGGCCGCAGCCCGAUGGCCGAGGACGGUCGGCGCGGCGAUGAAGGGGAGCGGGGCCCCGGCGCCCUGUACCAGAUGUUUGUCACCAUGGAGGACCUGCUGGACAAACUGAAGCUGAUGAACUACGAGGAGAAUCUGAUCCGAAAGAACAACAUGAAGACCCUGUCCAGACACUACUUUGCUCUCCCCACAAAUCCUGGUGAACAGUUCUACAUGUUUACAUCGCUCGCAGCUUGGCUGCUAAACCAGACAGGACGCGUAUUUGAGCAACCACAAGAAUAUGAUGAUCCCAAUGCAACAAUAACUAAUAUUCUGACAGAACUCCGUGCAUUGGGUGGUUCAGUGGAUUUCCCUCCCUCCAAAUUGAAGCAAGGUUAUGGGGAGCAGGUGUGUUAUGUCCUGGAUCGUUUGGCUGAAGAAGCCCUAAAAUAUACUGGUUUUAAUUGGAAGAGGCCUGUGUAUCCAGCAGAAGAGAUGGAAGAAGAAGCAUUAAUAGAGGAUGAUGCCGAAUUAACAUUGAGCAAAGUGGAAGAUGAAUUGAUUGAGGGGACAGAAGAUUAUGAAGAAGGGGAGCCUUUCCUGGAUCUGGAGGUUUUGAAAGCUCAAGGACAGAAAAUGGAGGGAAUGGAGUGCUCAAAACCAGAGGAGAUCUUGGAAUCAACCACAGAUGCUGCUGAGUGGAAUCUGGAAGUGGAACGAGUUCUGCCACAACUUAAGGUUACCAUCAGAACUGACAACAAGGAUUGGAGAAUUCAUGUUGACCAAAUGCACCAGCAUAAAGAGGGCAUUGAAACAUCCCUUAAAGAGACAAAGAGCUACUUGGAUAAGCUUCAAGAUGAGAUUAGUCGAACUCUGGAAAAGGUCAGCAGCAGAGAGAAAUACGUCAACAACCAGCUGGAGAAUUUGAUUCAAGAUUUCCGAGCUGCUCAGGCUCAACUGAGUGAGGCCAAAGACCGAUAUCAACAAGGAAGUGGGGGAGUAACAGAACGGACCAAACUUCUGUCUGAGAUAAGUGAAGAAUUGGAAAAAGUGAAACAAGAUAUGGAAGAAAAGGGAAGCAGUAUGACUGAUGGAGCUCCAUUAGUGAAAAUCAAGCAAGCUUUGACUAAGCUGAAACAAGAGAUAACUCAAAUGGAUAUCCGAAUUGGAGUUGUGGAGCAUACCUUGCUACAGGCCAAACUCAAAGAGAAAUCAAACAUGACCAGAGACAUGCAUGCAACCAAUAUUCCAGAAACCACAAUAGGUGGUUAUUGACAUUCAGUGUUUAUGUGCAAAUUACAACUUUAUCUGUUAGUCCUGUAUUGGAAGAUUACUGGUAUUUUGUGAUCUAAGGAACCAAAAACUAGCAUUCAAAAUCAUUUGGAAUUGUUGGAACAUGUUAACUGCAACAAAUCACAGUUGCAUUACUUCCUAUGUAUUAUAAUGAACAUUCACACAUAUUUAUUGUCAAAAGCAAAAUGCAAAGCUGAUUUAAAAUAGUGCCAGUGCUUCUUUCAUUUACAAGAUUCAUAUUUUUCAAAUCUUGCACUUCUUAUGAUAUCAACAAGCCCUGUGCCCAUAUUCCUAAUGUUUUUUAAACUCCCAUUCCUCAAUUACUGACUACACUUUCUCAAUUACAGCUCUGUUAAGAAACUUCAGUAUUUCUAAAGAGUUGUAAUAAAUGCCUCAAAAAUCUAAUCUUUCAUUUAUAAAGUGGCAUCAGCUAUCUAUAACCAUUAUGAAGCUAAUCUUAAAUCCAGAAUUUAAUCCAUACAGAAUUAUAUAAUAUAAAAUCUCUAUUUUGAGCUAUUUGGUAUUACUUCCUUGAAACACUCUGAUGUUUAUUUCCCAUCCAUAAUAUUCUUUAUUACUUUAACAUUAGCUUCAUGAACUGGUUUUAUUAAUUGGUGUAAAAUACAGUAAAUUUACAGUGCAAAAAAUUGUGCAGAAAUUGUAUAUAGUUAACACUGCUGCAAGCAUUAGAUAUUUUAGCAAACAUUUUAUAAAUAUGCAUUUGCAAUUUUGUAAUAUUUGGAUAAAAUAAUUUUAUCAAUAAAAUGUUAUCUGUCGAACCAAUUCUGUAUAUUUUUGAAAAAGCAUGUUAAUAUCCUACAAACCUACUCCAAACAAAAACCUAAUCAAUAUUAAAGAUUUUUUGGUUGUGAAAGAAACCUGUAUAAUUUAAUUUAGAAAGUCGAUGCAGCAUUUAAGAAACCGCAAUUGUAAUAAAAUACAAUAUGUAUUCAGUAUUGCUUAAAAGUGUAAACUGCAUUUGAUACAAGUAUGAACAAUCACUGAGCUGUAGCCCCAAGUCUUCAUCGUUUGUUAGAAAUUGAUGCUAUUCAGUUUAAGCCUGGACUGCUUACAUUUAUAACAUU
Pristis pectinata (smalltooth sawfish) is the source of this 2505-nucleotide messenger RNA. It is a transcript of the gene ift57, whose product is annotated as intraflagellar transport 57 homolog (Chlamydomonas). The record is from RefSeq and is a predicted model, not a curated record. NCBI's taxonomy places the organism in Eukaryota, Metazoa, Chordata, Chondrichthyes, Rhinopristiformes, Pristidae. Bases 164 to 1402 code for a protein of 412 amino acids. Gene Ontology annotation, biological process: non-motile cilium assembly; intraciliary transport. The transcript is spliced from 11 exons. Gene Ontology annotation, cellular component: intraciliary transport particle B; Golgi apparatus; centrosome.